UGUGUUCCAGUUAUGUACUUGGUAAGUAUUUUUGCGUUUUUAAAAGAAAAUGUAUGGAUUAUUUUUACCAAACUAAAACUUUUGCAACGGAUGCUUCAUCACUAAAAAUCAGCAUUAUCAUGGAUCCUUUCUUAGUCUUCGGUCUUUUGCAAAUCACAGUCGCAUACCCUCUGAAAAACACGGAUGCUGAUUCAGAAGAACACCUUGAAUUGCUGGUGUGAGUGUGAGAAGAGGCAUCAGCAGUCUAAGAUGGCUACUACAAUUUUCACUCCAUGGAAAGUCUGCUCAGUGUUUUGCAGUGCCAUGCAUGCUCUGUGACAUGGCAUACACCUACACUGCCUCAACCAACUGAAAAUCAACAAAACCAUGGAGAUGCUGAGAGCGAUGCUUGAAGAAGUUGAAGAAGUAAAGGUCAUCUGGUGUGAAGCUUCUAGAUAUCACCUGCUGGCUGCAGAGUGGGUGGAUUCAGCUUCCUUCUGGAGCCUGGAUACAUCACUUGAAGAAGGUCUUGCUUUCUGCUGCAUCCUAAAGACAACAUGGAAGGGGAGAGUAUCUAUGAGUUUGAUUCUGGAGAUGGACUGGGAGCUGAUAUUAUUUCUACAGUUGAGUUCAACCACACUGGAGAACUGCUGGCUACUGGUGACAAGGGGGGUCGGGUUGUUAUAUUCCAAAGGGAACCUGAGAGUAAAAAUGAGCCUUACAAUCAGGGGGAGUACAAUGUUUACAGCACUUUCCAGAGCCACGAACCUGAAUUUGAUUAUUUGAAGAGCUUGGAGAUAGAAGAAAAAAUAAACAAGAUCAAGUGGUUACCACAGCAAAAUGCAGCUCACUCACUUUUAUCCACAAAUGACAAAACAAUCAAGUUAUGGAAAAUUACUGAAAGAGAUAAGAGACCGGAGGGGUACAACUUAAAAGAUGAAGAAGGAAAGCUUAAAGAUCUUUCUACAGUAACAUCACUGCAGGUGCCUGUAUUGAAACCUAUGGAUUUGAUGGUAGAAGUCACUCCCCGGAGAAUCUUUGCUAAUGGUCACACCUAUCAUGUCAACUCAAUAUCCGUCAACAGUGACUGUGAGACAUACAUGUCAGCGGAUGAUCUCAGGAUUAACCUCUGGCAUUUAGCAAUCACAGAUAGGAGCUUCAACAUUGUAGAUAUAAAGCCAGCCAAUAUGGAGGACCUGACGGAAGUGAUUACAGCCUCUGAAUUUCAUCCUCACCACUGCAAUCUCUUUGUCUACAGCAGCAGCAAAGGAUCCCUGAGACUCUGCGACAUGAGGGCAUCAGCUCUCUGUGACAAACAUUCCAAGCUUUAUGAAGAACCAGAAGACCCCAGUAACAGAUCAUUUUUUUCAGAAAUUAUCUCUUCAGUGUCUGAUGUCAAAUUCAGUCACAGCGGUAGAUACAUGCUAACAAGAGAUUACCUCACUGUCAAGGUUUGGGAUCUGAACAUGGAAACAAAGCCUGUAGAAACAUACCAGGUCCAUGAUUACCUUAGAAGCAAGUUGUGUUCCCUCUAUGAAAAUGACUGCAUCUUUGACAAGUUUGAGUGUGCAUGGAAUGGAUCAGACAGUGUGAUAAUGACAGGUGCAUAUAACAACUUUUUUCGAAUGUUUGACCGAAAUACCAAGCGGGAUGUUACCUUGGAGGCAUCCCGAGAGAGCAGUAAACCACGAGCUAUUCUUAAGCCUCGGAGAGUCUGCGUUGGAGGCAAACGGAGGAAAGAUGACAUCAGUGUUGACAGUUUGGACUUUACUAAGAAGAUCUUGCACACAGCGUGGCACCCAACUGAGAACAUCAUUGCUAUAGCAGCGACAAACAAUCUGUACAUAUUUCAGGAUAAAGUGAACUCAGAAAUGCACUAGAUUUAUCAAUAUCCCUCUAUAUUUACAAACCAGCCUCUUGAGAGUUGUAGAAGGAUGUGAUCUUCGCAAAAAUUGUGGCUUCUGUGGUGGGAUUGUAGGUUGCAUCCUUUCAUCCCUCAGCCUGUAUCAUUAUUGGUGGCAAGCCAACUAUUUUCCAUCACUGCAACUGUAUGAGUAAAAGGCACGACUGCAAAUCCAGUACUGUGGUCUGUAUUGGUUCCUUUAAACAAACAGGGGUAUUUAUUCACCUUGGCAGCGUUCCUGAGAAGGGCUGAGACUCCUCAGCUCCCAGCAGUCUGUUGGAGGGUUUCAGUGGUUCACAGGACCGUGCUGUUCUGGUGCACUGCCUACUUUUGCAGCGUACAGCAUUUACCACAUUGUUAGAGCUUUUUUGCCUCAAUCUCCUCACUUUUUCUAUUGCAGUAACAUUUUCCUGUCUUUCAACUAAGCUGAGCCUGUUUUGAGUGAAUGAAUAGCCACAUCCCUUUAGAGCAUGUGGCACAUCAGAGGGGCCUCAUGGCAGUUAGAACUGGAUGCAGAAGCCCUGCUGGUGAAAAGCUCCCCUGUAUCACCCAUCCCUAUGCUUUCCUUACAACACCUUCUUAUUUAUUUAUUUAUCCACAUCACUAACUUGGUCCUCCAGCUUCCCGAGUGAAUAAGUGACAGGCUGGAAUAUUUACUCAACCAGCUUAUUUUAAGAAGUUCAUUCUCCAUAGAUCUCUUUGCUCUGUUUAAGACAAUAACUAGUAUCUUCAUCACAUGGAGGACUAUUAAAAAAACUGGUAUUGCCACUCCAGAGGGGCUGUCUGGUCAGAAACAGCCUGGCAGUUAACACACAAACCCAUCCUACUGUUUGGGGAUUGGAGUUCUGGAAACCUUGGCUAGAAGUGCUGUCCUUGAAGGGAAUGGUUGACUCCAGUGGCAACACAGUCACAUCACUGCUAGACACUUCGUAAAGUCCCUUGUUUGCUUACUGCAGCAUGGCUAUUUUAAUCCUGGCAUUGGGGGAAAACAGACAAUGCCGAGGUGUGUGUAAUAGUAAAAGAAUGGUACUGGGAGAUGUAGCACUGCUAAGUCAAUUUCAAUGUUUUAAAUAAGUUCACUGCUGGGCAACAAAAUUAUUCCUGGAGAAAUAUGAGAAACCAAAAGCUUCUUCCACAUAAAUGCCUUUAGAUCUAUCUCUGUUUUCAAGUGAAUAGUGAGGUACAUGGAAAAUGAAGGUACAUACAAUCCAUGUAUCACAUGUAGGAAUUAUUCAGGAAUGGUGCAGUGGGCAGGGAAUCCUCUUGAUCUAGGAAAAGAAAGUUCUGCUGCCUUCCUAAUAGCUCUGGCAGAAAAAUUAAUAUCCCAAAGGAUUUCUCCUCAGACCACGAAUAAAAGAGCACAACUCAGAUGACCUGUUGAUCUGCCCAUAUUAAAACUCCUCAGAGAAAGAAGGUCUUUAAGCCAUUAUGCACUGAUUUCUUGAUAAGUGGAGAAUGUACUGAUGAAGGGAUCUGCACACUUUUAUAUUUUGGUUUGGGAGAAAGGGUGAGUGAAAAUCUGCUUACAAGAACUAAGAAACAAAGUCUACAGCUUUUAUAUGACAUCUUAGCAUGACACAUGAAAUCUGUACUUUUGAAGUUUUCUAGAUCAAUGCUGUAUAUUAUGUGUGUAGAAGCACAAACGCAUGUGCAUCAGUUUCCAGCCACACUAAACACGAACGGUAUGAAACGUGUAGGUUAAUUUUAAAGGGAAUGAGGAAUGUCUGUUUAUAAUAUACUGUUUGCUGUAGCAGGCGUGGACAGUAUAUGUACAUAUUUAUUCUAAGGAAAUUUAACAAAAUUGCUUUCCUUUCUUUUUUUCCUUGUAAAAAGGUUUAAGAAUGUGGUAAAUUGUAUAGAAAACUUGUUAAUGUCAACCUACUGCUUCAAGGGUGUCAUAGAAUUUCUUUGACUUUUGGCCUCCUCCAUUAACCUUUGCAGCUAAAAAAGAAAAAAAAUGCUAUCAGCUUAUAUUGGCAUUUACAGCUAGAAAUACUGAAAAACAUAUAUUUAGCUUUUAACAUUCUCAAGUAAGAUUCUAUAGAUAACUUAUUAUAAAGCAGAUCUUAGUACAAGAAUUUUUUGUUUUUAAUUUGAAGUACCUUACUGUGUUACAGCUUUGGGUACCAAAAAGAACAUGUUAAAAUUAAAUGAAGAAAUAUAUCGUUGGAGCUUUAUAAAACUAAUGAAAUACCCAACCAAAAUACCAUGAAGGAAACAA
Cuculus canorus (common cuckoo) is the source of this 4103-nucleotide messenger RNA. RefSeq names its product protein phosphatase 2 regulatory subunit Bgamma (gene PPP2R2C). The transcript has 10 exons. Gene Ontology annotation, molecular function: protein phosphatase regulator activity; protein binding. Gene Ontology annotation, biological process: peptidyl-serine dephosphorylation. Bases 537 to 1859 code for a protein of 440 amino acids. Gene Ontology annotation, cellular component: protein phosphatase type 2A complex; cytosol. Lineage: Eukaryota; Metazoa; Chordata; Aves; Cuculiformes; Cuculidae. The record is from RefSeq and is a predicted model, not a curated record.